UGCCCUAACAUCAAUUAUUUAUCGGUGCAUACCUAAUCCCGAUCGGGAUAUGCUUCCUCACGUUUUCAUGAAGGUAAAUGAUAUUAAGGUUAAAAAGUUAGAAUCCAGUUUAUUGUGGAAUCCAAUAUUACUAUACAAUAUUAUUGAGUGACCAAUAAUACUGGUCCCAAUAUAUUGGGUAUACAAUAAUAUUAGGAGACCAGUAUUAUUGGAUAGCCAACAAUACUGUACAAUAUCUCCAGUAAUGAUUGUAGCACGCUCUGUCUCGCUAAUAUCGUCAUUAGUCAGCUCAGUAUUUUGAUGAUUCAUCGCUAUUUAUUGUGCUUUAACGGACCGGCCCGUGUUUUGAUGACUGUGGAUGCGGACGUAGCCAUUUAUUUUGUAUAACACUUUUUCUUCGCCGAGGAGAAAGGUUUCUAAGAGCCGUUUGAUAAAACCAAGGUUUCCAUCGGUUUUUAAAGCUUGUACUAAAUUUCCAGGUACUGCACUAAAAACAGUUUCGAUAUUUUUGAAUUAAUUUUGAUUAAUUUGUAUUGAAUUAUGAACUUUUUGAUUUUCUUGGUAAAUGGCUAGACAUAGAUCAUAGAUUAGUUCAUCUACAGAUUUCAGUUGUUUUUGAAAAAACACAUCGUCGUGAAAGUCAUCAGAAUCUUGUCUUCAUUCGUUUUCUAGAUUACUAUGCCUAAACAUAGAUCUCAAAUAAAUGUUACACAGAAAGCAAGAGAGACGAACAGGUCGCUCAUUCUGAAGAGGGUAUUUUACACUAACUAGCCGUGAAAGUAAACGAAAGUCUUAGUGUGGUAAUCUGGUCCUUUGUGACCUCUUCCAAAAACAACCUUCACGAAGAGCUUUGAAUUGUUCCGUCUAUCAGCCUAUUAUAAAAAGUAUGAUUAAAUUUUAAGAAGUUUUAUUCUGACUUUUCUGCUUUGUUCAUUGCAUCUUUGAAUGUUCGUUUCAUACGAAUACGGCAGAUAUUUGUAUAUCAUGUGAGUAUAUCCGCCUGGAAAAAAAUAGCUGCAGUCGAUUUUUUUAAUAUAUCAUCACUAUAAAAAUACAUUUUAAAAAAAUAAGUAUAUAUUCAGAAAGUGCUCGGAGUUUUCUGUCAUCCUAUAUAUUUAUGUCUUGUCUUGCAUCUAUUUGCUGAAAAAUAGUUUCAGUAAAAUGAAAGUUUUCUUGAUUGAAGCUCUAAAAUUAAAGUUUAGUUAUGGUUUUGUUGAGCAUUUCAUGGCCCAUUUUUCAAAGAAAAACAUGAACCUUUGGGUCUUAAAGAAAUACGAGAAAAAUAGAAAAUACUGGAAGGCUACACUCGUGACAAUUUCUGAGAAUCUAACGAUGAGGGGGCUGUCAUUGCACUCGAUUUAUUUUUCUGCAAAUAAAUGUAAGACAAGACAUAAAUAUACACGGUGAUAGAGAACUCCGAGCGCUUUCAGAAUAUAUAAUUAUUUUUUUAAAAUGUACUUUUAUAGUGAAGAUAUAUUAAAAAAAUGUAUCACGCUUAUGUUCAGGUUUAACUCUACGAUUGUUCUCAGACCAUCUAACUAGUAAAUAAGUAUUAAUUUUGAAGGUAAAUCAACAUUAUUACCUCCAUUACUCAUUGCUGAAGGGUAUGACAAGAUCCUUGUUACACAGCCGAGACGUUUACCGUGCACUUUAAUAUGCAAACGUAUUAAUUCAACAAUGGAUGAUCCAAACGACAGCACGGGCCUAGCAGGAUGGGCUAUAAGUGGCAAAGAACACAAUGUUAAUGCCAAUAUCCUAUACUUAACAGAUGGAUUGUUAAAAGAACGUUUGUUAUUUGAUGAAAAUAUAAUAACAAAUCAGACAAAACUAAAUAAAAGUGUAGUAUUUUUUAUUGAUGAAGUUCAUGAGCGCUCGGUAAAUAUUGAUUUAUGUCUAGCCUUAUUAGCACGUAUAUUAACACUGAAACCAGAAUUAAGAACAAAAAUGAAAAUCAUUAUAUCAUCAGCCACAUUAGACUCAACUGUACCAGAUCUUUUUCGUCAACUUCCGAACUGUAAAUUUGAUGAAUUUAAUAUGCCAACGUUAAUGACACUCUAUCCGGUAACAAAAUUUAAACGACCUAAUGAGAAUGUAUUAGAUGUUGUUCAAGAAAUAUACAAAAAACGUCAACGACAUGAUCAAAUAUUAUGUUUCGUUAAUUCUGUCCAAGAUGUAAAUAAUUCGUGUAAACUACUAUCAGAUUUGAGUAGAGGAGCAAUUUCAGCUUAUCCAUUAAUUCAAUCACAAUCAGCCGUAGAUCAACAAGCAAAUAUAGAAUAUCGUUCUGUAUUUUUUUCAACAACUGUAGCUGAAACUAGUCUAACAUUUCCUUGUUUAAAAUAUGUUAUUGAUUCUGGUAUGAUUAAUAUUCCAGUAUAUGAUAUUAACACUGAAACAACAAGAUUGGAGGAAGUAAGAGCUGCUGAGUCAACAAUUAACUGGAUUCUAACUUUUUAA
Messenger RNA from Didymodactylos carnosus, 2457 nucleotides. The record is from the annotation of a GenBank genome assembly. NCBI's taxonomy places the organism in Eukaryota, Metazoa, Rotifera, Eurotatoria, Philodinida, Philodinidae.